Opisthorchis viverrini is the source of this 567-nucleotide messenger RNA. RefSeq lists its product as hypothetical. NCBI's taxonomy places the organism in Eukaryota, Metazoa, Platyhelminthes, Trematoda, Opisthorchiida, Opisthorchiidae. The record is from RefSeq and is a predicted model, not a curated record. The transcript has 4 exons. Bases 1 to 567 code for a protein of 188 amino acids.
AUGGCGUGCAUACUACAGCAAACAAACCCAAAGCUCCGAAGCUACGUCGACAAACUUCAAGGCGGAAUAGGACGUAAUUUCACAGCGACAACGCUGUACCGCUCGCGUUUAGGCGCUGCUACGGCCGAGAAGUGUAUGCCGCAUCAGAUUGGCCAAAAGUUCUGGCCGCUUGCUUCCGAGCUCCGAUUGGUCGAAACCCCGUCGAACGCUACCAAGCUGGAGUUGGCUAAAUUAGGAGUGAAGAACUGUAGUAGCCGCUUCAAUAAGUCAGAUAGUCCCGAUCCACCGGUGAUUGUCGAAGCAUUCGCGUCACUAGAGGGGCGGUUGUGCAUGAGUGAUUCCCCCAAUCUUGGCCUCGUUCUGGUCCCAUAUCCAUACACGGAAGUCGGUUUGCUGUCCUUACGUCCCAGUUUACACAAAAGAGAACUGUGGUCUGUCGGGGCGGGUGGUACUAGGCGCGUGACGAACGAUGGUGUGAUGGUGGCCCGUUCAUCCAAUAUCACGUGCUUCGUCUUCAAAGAUGAGGACGAUGUCGUCAAAGGAUCCAAAGUAUUGCGCCGAGGCUGA